This is a messenger RNA of Paraglomus brasilianum, 402 nucleotides long. The record is from the annotation of a GenBank genome assembly. NCBI's taxonomy places the organism in Eukaryota, Fungi, Glomeromycota, Glomeromycetes, Paraglomerales, Paraglomeraceae.
AUGUCUUCAGGACCAAGCUCUACACCUUCAGGCAUAGUCACUACUGAAGCGAACGAACGCCUCAUUCCCUCUAGUCGCCGAGCCGACGGCUCAGUACGCAGAGAACGUCGAGUCCGCGCCGGUUACGUACCACAAGAAGACGUCCAGAAUCUAGAGGCUUUGAAUUUAGUUGAGGGCGAUGAUGGACAACCGAGUGGCGAGACUUUAACAAACAAGCCACAAACAGAAAUUGAAACAGCGAGAAAGAUCAGGACAUUAGAAAAGAAGCUUAAACAGGCUGAUAAACUUAAAGAAAAGGCUGAUCUUGGUGAAACUUUGUUGCCUGAACAGCAGGAAAAAGUUAACAGGUCGGAUUCAUGGAGAGAGGAACUUGAUGCGUUGAAGAAAUUAAACAAUAAUUAG